AUGAAGAACUUUGCCGCUCUCAUUCUGGCCAUUGCUGCCGCUACCGUCUCCGUUAGCGCCGCGCCUGUCCCGGACUCGGAAGAGCAUGACCAUGCACUGGCAGGGCGCUCUGCCGACUUCAAUUUGGAUCAUGAUGUCAUUAUCGAAAUCCUGUCCGCCUAUAGUGACAAGGAAAUCGAUGAGAAGAGCUCUUCCUCCAACUCAAAGUCCUACCGUAUCAAGGUCCCUCACCGUGGCAGUCGCUAUGACACUGAGAAGAGUGACAACUUUGCUGCGGAUGGGAUCAUCGAGAUCAUCUUCGCGUACGCAGACGAAGACUCUGGCGAAGAAGACUGGAAUGCUCCAAAGCAUGGCAAGCACUGGUGGAAGAAGAACUAG
Messenger RNA from Penicillium malachiteum, 378 nucleotides. RefSeq lists its product as uncharacterized. The transcript is spliced from 2 exons. Bases 1 to 378 code for a protein of 125 amino acids. NCBI's taxonomy places the organism in Eukaryota, Fungi, Ascomycota, Eurotiomycetes, Eurotiales, Aspergillaceae. The record is from RefSeq and is a predicted model, not a curated record.